This is a messenger RNA of Scleropages formosus (Asian bonytongue), 3543 nucleotides long. Its product is annotated as rubicon autophagy regulator. The coding region runs from base 199 to 3141 and encodes 980 amino acids. Gene Ontology annotation, biological process: negative regulation of endocytosis; negative regulation of autophagosome maturation. The record is from RefSeq and is a predicted model, not a curated record. Gene Ontology annotation, cellular component: late endosome; early endosome. The transcript is spliced from 21 exons. Lineage: Eukaryota; Metazoa; Chordata; Actinopteri; Osteoglossiformes; Osteoglossidae. Gene Ontology annotation, molecular function: phosphatidylinositol phosphate binding.
AUAAAGAGAGGAGGAGUGGCUCCGCUCGGACGGUGGAGUUGUGUGUACACUCGCUGUUUUGACACACAGAGGGCGGGUCAGGACGGCGGCGAGGCCUGCGGAGGACGACUCCGAAUCAAGAGUGUGUAAGGAAGAGAGGCGGCCGCUCGGCCGCCCGGUUUCCCUGUCGGAGCUGUGAGCGGCACAGCGCUUCCAGCGAUGGAGACGCCGGCGGACGCGGAGGCCGGAGAGCGGAGGAGGGAGCACUGGAAGCUGCUGUCCAGCCUGAAAACCACAGUGGAGGGACUGCUGUCCACCAACAACCCCAACGUGUGGUCCCGCUACGGGGGACUCCAGCGGCUGCACAAGGACGUCAACAACAUCCUGAGCCACGGGCUGAAACACGAGCAGGUGUACAGCAAGCAGAAGGACUACUGGCGCUUUGUGUGGUGCGUGCGGCUCUUCAGCCCCCACCUGGCUGCACACGUCGAGCAGUUCAGCCAGCUUGAGCCUGCUGUGGGUGGUGGGGGCGUGGCUGCAGUUGAGGGGGAGGGUCACAAGGCAGAGCACUGGCUUCUGCACAGCCUACAGGCCCACUGCCUGUCCGCCCAGCUCCGCCCCCUGCUUAAGCACCAGGCCAACACACGCAAGUUCUAUAGUGAUGAGGCCUUUGUGCUGAGUGAGCCCCAUGUUUCAGCCAUGUUCCAGUGCCUCGAGGCCGUGGAGCAGAAUGACCCUCGGCUGCUGGCGCUUGUAGACACGGGAAGAGUAAGGCCAUGCCAUCUCCUGAGCUUUGAUCCUGACGGUUCUUUCGUCUGCUCAUUCCCGGCCCUGUCGUCUGCAUGUCCACAGCUGUCGUCUCUGAAAGAGCUCCCGUCAGGACUGCUCAAGAGCCAGAGCCUGUGUAUGCUGUCGGGGGCAGGGUUUGGUAUCGGGAUUUCCGGUUUCCAUGGCAACCAGCCCCACUGCCGCACCCCCUCCCAGUCCUCCCUGCGGGAGACUCAAGGUGCCCACACAGGAUCCCCUCUAUCGGACAGUCUGCUUGGUGCCCCCUGGGGGUGUGUCUCCAGGGAUCAGGGGCCCAUUGACCCUGCCAGCUCCCCGAUGCCCCCCCAGAUCACUUUGACGGAGACCACCUCGCCUUCCCCUCUCCCGAGCGACGGGGCCGACUCUGCGCCGGACGCGGACCUCGACGAUGGCCCAGAAUACCUGGCUAUCGGGAAUCUGGGCCGGCAACGAUGGCGGCGAGACUCGACGAGCUCCGCCCCCGCUGCUCAGAGGGAGGCUUCGGCUAUUCCCCAGGCCACGCUCUGCUCGACCUCCCCCGCUUCCCUGCUCCCCCGUCGCUCCUCGUUCACGGAAGGCCAGAGUUCAUCCAGCCAUGUUUGCAAGGGACACAGCAGGUCCCUGUCGGACACGGGCGUCUCCCGAAGGCACGGUCAAGGAGGCAGACACAGGAACAUCACGGUUAUAGUAGAGGAGCCUACAGCAGAGUCUGUGACUGACGGAUGUGGAGCAAAGGAUUCUGGGACCUCGAGUGGCGAGAGCAGCACGCUGGGCUCUUUAUACAUGGAGUCCGAUGGCUCACAGCAGAACGGCGCAUCAGAGAGCAUGUUUCGCAGGCCGUCCAAGGGUCAAAGUCUUAUCAGCUACCUGGCGGAGCAGGACUUCGGCAGCUGCGCGGACCUCGAGAAGGAGAACGCCCACUUCAGCAUAUCGGAGUCCCUGAUUGCCGCCAUUGAGCUCAUGAAGUGCAACCUGAGCCGGCGGCACGAGGCUUUUGAUGACGAGGGUGAGGAAGACAGCGACUGCGAGAUCCAGCAGCUCAAGCAGAGGAUCCGCCUGCGCAGGCAGCAGAUCCGCAGCAACCGCAGUGCACAGUCGCAGUGCGCUUUCACCUCCACGGACAGCGGGUCUGGCCGGAGCUCCCAUAAUUCCCUGCACCCCUCUGACUCCAGUUCUGCCGAGGAGGUGGAGGAACACGAGCUGAAAGAUGGCAGCGAAGGCGGCUCCUUGAUGGUGGUGUCUCGGAACGGGCUUUCCCUGUCCCUCGCCUCUCUUUUCUCAGAUGCCGAGAUCAAGCGCAGCACAACGUACACCAGCAGCACAAGGUCCUUCCUGAGCUCCGAUUCCAUCUCGCCGUCCCUCCUGCAGUCCAACUCGGCCGAGUCCGUCGCCAUGGGGCUGCUGCGUCAGUUCGAGGGCAUGCAGCUGCCAGCUGCCUCAGAGCUCGAGUGGCUUGUACCAGAGCAUGAGGCACCCCAAAAGCUUCUUCCCAUCCCCAAGUCCCUGCCCAUCUCCCCUGAUGACGGCGAGCACGCAGACAUCUACAAGCUACGUAUCCGGGUGCGAGGAAACCUGGAGUGGGCUCCUCCGAGGCCCCAGGUCAUCUUCAACAUCCACCCGGCGCCCAAGAGGAAGGUGGUCGUAGCCAAGCAGAACUACCGGUGUGCCGGCUGCGGGAUUCGCAUCGAUCCAGAUUAUAUAAAGCGGUUGCGCUACUGCGAGUACCUGGGCCGCUACUUCUGCCAGUGCUGCCACGAGAAUGCCCAGGCGGUGGUGCCCGGUCGGGUGCUGUGCAAGUGGGACUUCAGCAAAUACCCCGUGAGCAACUUCGCCAGGGACCUGCUAGGGAAGAUCGCUGGGGACCCUCUCUUUAACCUCAGCGACAUUAACAGCGCCCUGUACAGGAAGGUCAAGGCUCUGGAGAACGUGCGGCUCCUCAGGAUGCAGCUGUUCCACGUGAAGAUCCUGCUAAAGACCUGUCGCUUUGCUGAAGAGCUGCUGGAGAAGUUUGACAGUGUCCCGGGCCACCUGACCGAGGACCUGCACCUCUUCUCCCUCAGUGAUCUGGGGGCUGUGCGCAAGGGAGAACUGGCCCCCCGGUUGCAGGAACUCCUUCGACUGGGAUCUGUGCAUGUGGCAGGCUGCAUGCUGUGCCAGGCGAAGGGUUUUGUGUGCGAGUUCUGCAGCAAUGAAAAAGACAUAAUUUUCCCCUUUGAGCUGAACAAGUGCCGACGAUGUGAAGAGUGCCAUGCCUGCUACCACCGCAGCUGUUUCAAAGCGGGCCAGGAUUGCCCGCGCUGCUGGCGGCUAGCGGAGCGCAGGGAGCGGCUUGCCCGCCGCAACAUGGAGGAACAGGAGGACGAGGGCGGAGGCUAGACGCUGCGGAGAGACCGAGGUAGAGGCGGAGAGGACAAAAACGACAGCGAUUGUACGAUACAACAAGGAUCAUGAAGAACCGAUCACCCUUCAGCACUAUCUACUGGACACUUGAAAGUGUGCCCCCAGCUGCAAAGUAUCAUAUUUACUUUUUUUUUUUUUUUUGCUAGCUUCAAGGGCUCCACUCUGCCUGUGGUGGAAAUAUAACUUUAUGAGAUUAAACAUGAUGCUUAAUGUUUUAGUGUGCCUGAUUUUAAAAUAUAAUAUGUGUCACGGUUCUAUUUAUUUAGGUUUAUAUCUGUGUGGAAAUGCUUCCCUGACCUGCUGAGGUGUGAGCUGUUUUCGGGACUUGUAUCUGAUACCAUUCCCUAACAUUUAUUCCAAUAAGUUUUUUUUUUUUUU